This is a messenger RNA of Nymphaea colorata (pocket water lily), 1454 nucleotides long. RefSeq names its product aspartyl protease AED3-like. Gene Ontology annotation, molecular function: aspartic-type endopeptidase activity. The coding region runs from base 19 to 1296 and encodes 425 amino acids. The record is from RefSeq and is a predicted model, not a curated record. The transcript has a single exon. Gene Ontology annotation, biological process: proteolysis. Lineage: Eukaryota; Viridiplantae; Streptophyta; Magnoliopsida; Nymphaeales; Nymphaeaceae.
AUCAAAUGCAACUAAAUCAUGGCGAGCUCCUCCUCCUCCUCCUCCUCCUCCUUCCCGUUCAUACUUUUCUUCACUCUCCUCUGCCUGUGCAAAUGCAAUGCCUCCCCACGUCUCCCCACCACUCUCACUAUCAUCCCCAUCAGCAGCCACCUCUCCAAAUCCUCUCUGCCUUCGCUCGACCAGAUCGAUGCCCACGACAAGGCUCGUCUCAUCUUCCUCGACAGCCUCGCGGCCAAGAAGGAGGCGACCAUCGCCUCCGGCACCCCGUUCCACCAAGCCGGCAGCUAUCUGGUAAAGGCCAAAGUGGGCACCCCCGGCCAGGCCCUGCUUAUGGCCAUGGACACCAGCUACGACGCGGCCUGGGUUCCUUGCAGCGGCUGCAUCGGCUGCUCCAAUCCCACCCCCUUCGCCCAUAAGAACUCCUCCUCCUUCCGGCCCCUCCACUGCGCCAUGCCGCAGUGCAGACAGGCGCCCAACUCCUUCUGCGCCGCGCCGUGGUGUAGGUUCAAGGCGACCUAUGGGGCUUCCUCCUUUGAGGGCCUCAUGUCUCUGGACUCGCUUGCACUUGCCGACGACACCCUGCCCAGAUACGCCUUCGGCUGCCUCCGGCAGGUGACCGGGAAGCCGGUCCUGUCUCAGGGCCUGCUGGGACUCGGCCGAGGCCCCCUCUCGCUUCUGUCACAGGCCGGCAAUCUCUACCGGAACACCUUCUCCUACUGCCUGCCCAGCUUCAGGUCCUCCAGCUUUACCGGUACGCUGCGUCUUGGACCGGUCGGCCAACCGACACGCAUCGACUUCACUCCGUUGUUGACCAACCCCAGCAGGCCCACCUUGUACUACGUCAACAUGACCGCCAUAAGAGUCGGGCGCAGGUUCGUGAACCUCCCUCCCAGCGCUCUGGCGUUCGACCCCACCACCGGCGCCGGCACCAUAUUCGACUCGGGCACGAUGGUGACUCGGCUGGUGGCGCCGGCCUACGCCGCCGUCCGGGACGAGUUCCGGAAGCGGAUCAACCUGCCCGUCUCGUCGCUGGGUGGGUACGAUACGUGUUUCACCGAGCCGUUCGUGCCGCCGACGAUCUCGUUCCAUUUCGACGGGAUGUUCGUGACGCUGCCGAGGGAGAACGUCGUCAUACACAGCAGCUACGGGACGACGACCUGCCUGGCCAUGGCCUCCGCGCCGGACAACGUCAACUCGGUGGUGAACGUCAUCGCUUCCUACCAGCAGCAGAACCACAGGGUUCUCUACGACGUAGCCAACUCCCGUAUCGGUGUGUCGCGUGAGCUCUGCAGCUAGUGAACCGGCCCCGAGUCGGUCACCUUAAGCUUCUCUUGAGAGAGAUGGCUGUUUUUGCUUGUUUGCUUUGGUAUACCAUAACCGCUCUCUGCUUGUCAUUUUGUUAAGAAGUGUCCGUCCUUGCGUCAGAAUUUAAUUCUGUUACUCCUCUUGUGUCA